AUGCUGUCUCUCCGGUACCAUAUCCUCAACUGGGCCCUGUCGCUUAUGACAAUCCCUCUAGCCAUGUUCCGAAAGAGUCUUGUUAACAGUGGACUGAUGCACAAACUUAUCGAUGAUAUUCACUGUCCCGCCAUCGGCCUCACUAUCUAUUUCCUUACGUUGUGGUUGUUGAAAGCACGAGAAACAGCCAAACAAGAACAAGAACAAGAAACCCAUUCGGACCAGGUAGCAUUCAGCGGCAAUGUUGCUCCAGCUGAGCUAGAGGCCAUUGCCCCAGCUGAUGUUCAUGAGCUGGAGGCAGAGGUCCCGAUCAGUACAAACACCAACGGAAACUGCAACGGUAACGGCAACGCCAGGUCGAAAAAAAGGAGGAAACGGGGAAAGAAAGGUAACGCCAACGGAAAGCAGAAUAGGAACAGCUCGAGCCAUAAUGGAAAGGCGCAACAGUUCAACGGAAAUAGGAUACCUCCAAGGAAUAAAACGCCCGCUCAAGAUACAGCACCUUCGAAUACAACAGCGCAGCUGAACGCCAUCGCUGCUCGAAGACUUCGGAAUACGUCAAUCGGACGGAUAGAGUAUAUGAAACAAAGUGUUAUUCGCCUCAUCGAACAGCGCAUACAUGUACUCUACCCUAUCAAUUUGGUACUUCUAUUUACCAGUGACGAAUUGCCUGGACUUGGGGCAUAUUCCGAGUCCCGUUAUUGUCGAAUGGCAGCACGAGUCCUAGUAACCUUUACAAUCCUGGGAACUGUAGAGCCAUGGAGACGCACUCGAUGGGAUAUUGAGAUGUGUGGUCUUGGAAUGCUAACCUACUGCUGUGCGUUUUGUGGUCAAGGCCCAAGCCCGUGGGCUUCGAUAACGAUGGGCGCUAUCAGUCUUUCUAUCGUGGGAUCAAUCAUAGAACUGCUGCUUUGCCUCAAAACUGGUCGCUGGAUUUGUUGGCCUUCAUUAUGGCUGGCGAGUGAUAUCGGCCAGUUCGAUACGCUCGUUCGCAUCUCGGCUCUUUCACCACUCAUUGACAUCGUCGAGACUGCCAUCUACGCCAUUACACCUUACGUCGUACCCGCGUGGUACCAGAGCAGACGGGACCUUAUGGAGAAACCGCUUUAG
Molecule: messenger RNA, 1110 nt
Organism: Fusarium coffeatum
Lineage: Eukaryota; Fungi; Ascomycota; Sordariomycetes; Hypocreales; Nectriaceae
Exons: 3
Coding region: 1-1110 (369 amino acids)
Source: RefSeq, a predicted model, not a curated record